This is a messenger RNA of Acanthosepion pharaonis, 1746 nucleotides long. Lineage: Eukaryota; Metazoa; Mollusca; Cephalopoda; Sepiida; Sepiidae. The record is from the annotation of a GenBank genome assembly.
AUGUCCAUCCAUAUGUUCCUCUGUCUCUCCUCUCUCUCUCUCUCUCUCUGUCUUUAUUUAUUUUUUUUCUUGAGUUUUAAACCUCUUUCUUUCUCUUUCCUUCUUUUUUCUUUCUUUUUCUUUUUUUCUUUUUUCUUUCUUUUUUCUACUUUUCUUUAUUUCUUUUUCUUUUUGUUCGUUUGUUUUUUCUUUUCUUUCUUUCUUGUUUGUUUCUUUCUUUCUUCGUUCAUUCGUUCCUUCCUUUCUUUGUUUCUUUCUUUCUUCCUUCCUUUUUUCUUUUUUCUUUCUUUCUUUUUCUUUCUCCCUUUCUUCAUUUUUCUUUCUUUCUUUCUUUCUUUUGCAAAUUUAUUUAUUUCUCUCUUGAGUUUUAAACCUCUUUCUUUCUUUUUCCUUCUUUUUCUUUCUUUUUCUUUUUUCUACUUUGUUCUUUCUUUCUUUUUCUCUUUUGUUUGUUUUUUUUUUUUUUCUUUCUUUCUUUCUUUCUUUCUUUUUUUCUUUCUUGUUUGUUUAUUUCUUUCUUCGUUCGUUCCUUUCUUUCUUUUUUCUUUCUUUCUUCCUCUCUUUUUUCUUUCUUCUUGUUUUUUUCUUUGUUCUUUCUUUUCUUUCUUCCUUUUUCUUUCUUUCUUUCUUUUUUCUUUCUUUCUUUUACAAAUGUAUUUUCUUUCUUUUUUAUUUUAUUUUUAUACCCAGUCUUUCAUUCUUUCCUUUACGAAAAUAUGCUCCUUCUUCUUAUCAUUUAUUCUGAUUUUGCAUCUUUCUUUUGGGGAUUCUCUCUCUCUUUCUUUUAAUCGAUCAAUUCAUUUCUCUUUUUUUUCUGCUAUUUUGAUAAUUUUUCUAUCUAUCUAUCUAUCUAUCUAUGCCAUUUUAUAUCUACCUGUCUGUUCAUAUCUAUCUAUCUAUCUAUCUAUCUAUCUAUCUAUCUAUCUAUCUAUCUAUCUAUCUAUCUAUCUAUCGCUGGCAGUUCAUAUCUAUCUAUCUAUCUAUCUAUCUAUCUAUCUAUCUAUCUCUGUUCGUUCGUAUCUAUCUGUUUCAGUUCAUAUCUAUCUCUGUCCGUUCAUAUCUAUCUAUCUAUCUAUCUAUCUAUCUAUCUAUCUAUCUAUCUAUCUAUCUAUCUAUCUCUUUCAUAUCUAUCUAUCUCUGUCAGUUCAUAUCUAUCUGUUUCAGUUCAUAUCUAUCUCUGUCAGUUCAUAUCUAUCUAUCUAUCUAUCUAUCUAUCUAUCUAUCUAUCUAUCUAUCUAUCUCUUUCAUAUCUAUCUAUCUAUCUAUCUCUGUCAGUUCAUAUCUAUCUAUCUAUCUAUCUAUCUAUCUAUCUAUCUAUCUAUCUCUGUUAGUUCGUAUCUAUCUGUUUCAGUUCAUAUCUAUCUCUGUCAGUUCAUAUCUAUCUAUCUAUCUAUCUAUCUAUCUAUCUAUUCAUCUAUCUAUCUAUCUAUCUAUCUCUGUCAGUUCAUAGCUAUCUAUCUAUCUAUCUAUCUAUCUAUCUAUCUAUCUAUCUCUGUUAGUUCGUAUCUAUCUGUUUCAGUUCAUAUCUAUCUCUGUCAGUUCUAUCUAUCUAUCUAUCUAUCUAUCUCUGUCAGUUCAUCUAUUCAUCUAUCUAUCUAUCUAUCUAUCUCUGUCUAUCUAUCUAUCUAUCUAUCUAUCUAUCUAUCUAUCUCUGUUAGUUCGUAUCUAUCUGUUUCAGUUCAUAUCUAUCUAUGUCAGUUCAUAUCUAUCUAUCUAUCUAUCUAUCUAUCUAUCUAUCUCUGUUAG